GCCGGCACAUGCAUGCUACUCCUCGCUAGGUGUCGUACUACUACUACUGCUGCUGCCACAGCGCUGGUGCUACAAGUCCACCACCUGUUCGUUUAGCACCCGCUUCAUUCUCCCGUCCUCUCAAGUCUCACGGGCCCCGCCUGGCCUCGCGGCUCUCCCGAGGCUGUUCGGUGCCUGCGCGCCCGCCACCACCGCGGCGCCGAGCAAGCCGCCGGCCACCCAGCUAACUUACUGGUCGGAGCAAGGAUGGCUGCGUCCUUGCCACCACCACCAGCGCUCGCGCUCGCGGCCCUGGCGGCGGCGGCGGCGAUUCUCCUCCUGUGCGGCGCCGGCGCCGCCGAGGCCCGCGUCCUCCUCACGCUCGACGACUUCGGCGCCGUCGGCGAUGGCAUUGCCAACGACACCCAGGCAUUCCUGGACGCGUGGGCCGCGGCGUGCGACUCCAGCGAGCAGGCCGUGCUCGCCGUGCCGGUCGGCAAGGCCUACCGGAUCUGGCCGGUGCAGCUCUACGGGCCCUGCAAGAGGAAGCUCAAGCUGCUGAUUUCCGGCUCCAUCGUCGCGCCGGCGAGCCCGGACGAGUGGGCGGGGCGGGACCCGAUGAAGUGGCUCUACAUAUACGGCGUCGACGGCCUGUCCGUCAGCGGCGGCGGCACCAUCGACGGCUCCGGGCAGCAGUGGUGGGCGAGCACCUGCAAGCGCAAGAAGACCCCGCCUUGCUACUCGGGGCCUCGUCCAAAGACGGUGCACUUCGAGGAGUGCCGGGGCGUGAGCGUGCAGGGCGUGACGCUGCAGAACGGGCAGCAGUUCCACCUGACGUUCACGCGGUGCUCCGACGUGAAGGCCAGCUUCCUCCGGGUGAUCGCGCCGGGGGACAGCCCCAACACCGACGGCGUCCACCUCAACUCCUCCUCCCACGUCCAGAUCACGGACAACCUCAUCUCCACAGGUGACGAUUGCGUCUCCAUGGUCGGCAAUUGCUCUGACGUCCGUGUAAAAGACAUCUCAUGUGGGCCUGGCCAUGGUAUCAGCAUCGGAAGCCUCGGCAAGAACCGGACCACCGACAUGGUCGAGAACGUGAAGGUCGACACCUGCUUCCUCACCAACACCACCAACGGCGUACGGAUCAAGAGCUGGCAGGGCGGCAUGGGCUUCGCGCGGGACCUGCGGUUCGAGAGCAUCGUGAUGAAGAACGUCUCCAACCCCAUAAUCAUCGACCAGUACUACUGCGACCAGCCCACGCCAUGCGCGAACCAGACGCGGGCGGUGGAGGUGCGCAAGGUGGAGUUCGCGGGCAUCCGGGGCACGUCGGCGACGGCGCAGGCGAUCAGCAUCGCGUGCAGCGACGCCGUGCCGUGCCAGGACCUGGAGCUCAAGAACGUCAACCUGACGCUGGAGGGCGGCGGCCACGCCACCGCGUCCUGCUACCGGGCGUCCGGGAAGACCGCCGGCGCCGUGGUCCCGCCGUCCUGCCUCGCCAAGUCCUGAUCUUUGCAGGUUUAAAGCUGUCGUCAUACCAAAACUUGUCGAUUGUACACGCCAUUGGUGUCGAGAGGGAAACACAGAAAAAAAAAAGGGGAAUCAUUGUUUUCGUCGAACUCGCAUUUACGGUGCAGAUUUGGUACAUGUGUGUUUAUUUGGGAACGCAUCAAAGUUCACCUUGUUCCCUUUUCAAAAAAAAAAGUUCACCUUGUUGAUUCCUUA
Setaria italica (foxtail millet) is the source of this 1701-nucleotide messenger RNA. RefSeq names its product probable polygalacturonase At1g80170. Gene Ontology annotation, molecular function: polygalacturonase activity. NCBI's taxonomy places the organism in Eukaryota, Viridiplantae, Streptophyta, Magnoliopsida, Poales, Poaceae. The record is from RefSeq and is a predicted model, not a curated record. The coding region runs from base 247 to 1485 and encodes 412 amino acids. The transcript is spliced from 8 exons. Gene Ontology annotation, biological process: carbohydrate metabolic process.